AUGGCGUCCAUGCAGAAGAGCCACGAGGAGCGCGCGCAGUCCGCGGCGCAGAAGGCGGCCGACGAGCUCCACGCGCCGAGGCGGGACCAAGUCCGCGAGGAGGCCAGGGGCGCGGCGGAAGCUGCCAUGGGCAAGGCCGGCGAGACGAAGGACGUGGCGGCGGUCAGAGCGCGGGGCGCCAUGGACGCCGCCGCGGACAAGGCGCGUGGCGUCAGGGACGCGGCGGCGGACAGGACCACAGAUAAUAAGGCGGGCGACGCCGAGUCGGAGGAGGAGGACGUGAUGCUGCGGGUGAAGGCGGUGGACCAGAUGACGGGGCAGGCGUUCAACGACGUCGGCAAGAUGGGGGAGGAGGGCACCGGCGUUCCACGGAGACGCCGUUCUAGUAGCUGA
Messenger RNA from Miscanthus lutarioriparius, 393 nucleotides. The record is from the annotation of a GenBank genome assembly. NCBI's taxonomy places the organism in Eukaryota, Viridiplantae, Streptophyta, Magnoliopsida, Poales, Poaceae.